Messenger RNA from Neomonachus schauinslandi (Hawaiian monk seal), 3274 nucleotides. It is a transcript of the gene TLR8, whose product is annotated as toll like receptor 8. Gene Ontology annotation, molecular function: protein binding; pattern recognition receptor activity. Gene Ontology annotation, cellular component: plasma membrane. NCBI's taxonomy places the organism in Eukaryota, Metazoa, Chordata, Mammalia, Carnivora, Phocidae. The record is from RefSeq and is a predicted model, not a curated record. Bases 108 to 3227 code for a protein of 1039 amino acids. The transcript has 2 exons. Gene Ontology annotation, biological process: positive regulation of interleukin-6 production; defense response to virus; toll-like receptor signaling pathway.
GUUGGCCAGUUUCUUUCUCCUGAGGGUGCCUACUGACAGACGGUGGCCCUCCCCAGUGCUGCAGGUGACCGAAUGAGAAAUUAGGACGACGAGAGAGCCCGGAAAACAUGACCCUCCUGUUUUUGCUUCUGACCUGCCUUUUCCUGCUCAUCUCUGAUUCCUAUGAAUUCUUCACCAAAGCAGAUUAUUCUAGAAGCUAUCCUUGUGAUGAGAGAAGACAAAAUGGCUCUGUUAUUGCAGAGUGCAACAGCCGUCGACUGCAAGAAGUUCCCCAAACAGUGGGCAAGUAUGUGACAGCACUAGACCUGUCUGAUAAUUACAUCACACACAUAACAAAUGAAUCAUUUCAAGGGCUGCAGAAUCUUACUAAAAUAAAUCUAAACCACAAUGCCAAUCCACAACACCUGAAUGAAAAUCCUGAUACAAACAAAAAUGGCAUGAAUAUCACAGAUGGGGCGUUCCUCAACCUACAGAACCUAAACCAGUUACUGCUUGAAGACAACCAGUUAUACCAAAUACCUGCUGGCUUGCCAGGGUCUUUGAAGGAACUUAGUCUAAUUCAAAACAACAUAAUUUGGGUAACUAAAAAGAACACUUCUGGGCUUACAAAUCUGGAAAGGCUCUACUUGAGCUGGAACUGCUAUUUCGGCAAUAAUUGUGACAAUAAAACUUUCGACAUAGAAGAUGGAACGUUUGCAAGUCUUACGAAUUUGAAGGUGCUGUCACUGUCUUUUAAUAAGCUUGUCCAUGUGCCACCUAAACUGCCAGACUCCCUAAGAGAACUUUAUCUUAGCAACGCCAAGAUUAAAAUCAUCAGUCAGGAAGAUUUCAAGGGAUUGAGAAAUUUAAGAGUGCUAGAUUUAAGCGGGAACUGUCCGAGGUGUUUCAACGCCCCAUUUCCCUGUACACCUUGUGAAGGAGGCUCUUCAAUUCAGAUCCAUCCUCUUGCUUUUCAAACCCUGACGGAACUUCGCUACCUGAACCUCUCUAGCACUUCCCUCCAGAAGAUUCCGGCAACGUGGUUUGAGAAUAUGCAUAAUCUGAAGGUGCUGCAUCUGGAAUUCAAUUACUUAGUUGACGAAAUGGCCUCUGGGGAAUUUUUAACGAAACUGCCCUCCUUGGAAAUACUUGACUUAUCUUUUAACUACGUAAAGGCGAAAUAUCCAAAAUAUAUUAAUAUUUCCCGAAACUUCUCUAAUCUUAAGUUGCUCCAGGCAUUGCACUUAAGAGGUUAUGUGUUCCAGGAACUUAGAGCAGAAGACUUCCAGCCUCUGAUGAGUCUCUCAAAUCUAAAGACUAUCAACUUGGGCGUCAACUUCAUUAAGCAAAUUAAUUUUACACUUUUCCAAAAUUUCUCCAACCUGACGAUCAUUUACUUGUCAGAAAACAGAAUAUCACCCUUGGUAAAUGAUAUCCAGCAAAAUGACCUAAGUGGUUCCUCUUCUCCAAGUCAUGUCCUUAAGCCACGCUCAGCGGAUGUUGAGUUUGACCCACAUUCAAAUUUUUAUCAUAACACCAAUCCUUUAAUAAGGCCACAAUGUUCAGUUUAUGGCAAAGCCUUAGAUUUAAGCCUGAACAGUAUCUUCUUCAUUGGGCGAGAGCAAUUUGAAGCUUUUCAUGACAUUGCCUGCUUAAAUCUGUCUUCAAAUGGCAACGGUCAAGUGCUACAUGGGACUGAAUUUUCAGCUGUGCCGCAUAUCAAAUAUUUGGAUCUGACAAACAAUAGACUAGACUUUGACGAUGACAGCGCUCUCCGUGAUCUGCCCGAGUUAGAAGUUCUAGAUCUCAGCUACAAUGCACACUACUUCCGAAUAGCAGGGGUGACACACCGCCUGGGAUUUAUUCAAAAUUUAACACAACUGAAAGUUUUAAACUUGAGCCACAACAGCAUUUAUACUUUAACGGAGCAAGACCUGAAAAGCAUGUCCCUGGAAGAAUUAGUUUUCAGUGGAAACCGCCUUGACAUUCUGUGGAAUGCUGAAGGUGACAAGUACUGGAAAAUUUUUACAAGUCUCAGGAAUCUGACACGGCUCGAUUUAUCCUUGAAUAACCUUAGGCGCAUCCCGAAUGAAGCUUUCCUGAACUUGCCCCACAGUCUCACCCAACUAUACAUAAAUAAUAACGCAUUAAAUUUCUUUAACUGGACAUUACUCCAACAGUUUCCACAUCUCCAGGUGCUGGACUUGAGUGGAAACAGACUAUCCUCUGUAACUAACAGCCUCUCCAAAUUCACGCCUUCCCUGCGGACGCUGCUACUGCAUCGAAACAGGAUUUCUCACCUGCCCUCCAGCUUUCUUUCCGAAGCCAGCAGCCUGAUCCACCUCGAUUUGAGUUCCAACCUGCUGAAGAUGAUCAACAAAUCCACGCUUCAAACUAAGACCAACACCAGUUUAAGCAUUUUGGAACUAGGUAGAAACCCUUUUGACUGUACCUGUGACAUUGGAGAUUUUCGAAGAUGGAUAGAUGAAAAUCUGAAUGUCACAAUCCCUAGGUUGACAGACAUCAUCUGCUCUAGUCCUGGGGAUCAAAAAGGGAAGAGCAUCAUGAGUCUGGAGCUAACAACUUGUAUUUCAGAUACCAUCGCGGCAGUGCUGUGUUUCUUCACAUCCUUGAUCACCAUCACUGUGAUGUUGGCUGCCUUGGGUCACCAUUGGUUUUACUGGGAUGUUUGGUUUAUCUAUCAUGUGUGUUUAGCUAAGGUAAAAGGCUACAGGUCUCUUUCCACGUCCCAAACUUUCUAUGAUGCCUACGUGUCUUAUGACACCAAAGAUGCCUCUGUUACCGACUGGGUGAUAAAUGAGCUGCGCUUCCACCUAGAGGAGAGUGAAGGGAAAAACGUGCUCCUCUGUUUAGAGGAGAGGGACUGGGACCCCGGAUUAGCCAUCAUCGAUAACCUCAUGCAGAGCAUAAACCAAAGCAAGAAAACCAUAUUCGUCUUAACCAAAGAAUAUGCCCAGAACUGGAACUUUAAAACAGCUUUCUACUUGGCCUUGCAGCGGCUCAUGGAUGAGAAUAUGGAUGUGAUUAUAUUUAUUCUGCUGGAGCCAGUGUUACAGCAUUCUCAGUAUUUGAGGCUGCGGCAGAGGAUCUGCAAAAGCUCCAUCCUUCAAUGGCCGGACAACCCCAAGGCGGAAGGCUUGUUUUGGCAAAGUCUGAAAAAUGUGGUCUUAACUGAAAACAAUUCCCGGUAUAACAAUUUGUAUGUUGAUUCCAUUAAACAGUACUAACUGGUGUUAAGCCACGGUUCACCACCAUAAUAAAAAUGCAAAGCAAU